This is a messenger RNA of Alnus glutinosa, 2821 nucleotides long. Its product is annotated as probable receptor-like protein kinase At2g23200. Gene Ontology annotation, biological process: protein autophosphorylation. The record is from RefSeq and is a predicted model, not a curated record. The transcript has a single exon. Gene Ontology annotation, cellular component: plasmodesma; plasma membrane. NCBI's taxonomy places the organism in Eukaryota, Viridiplantae, Streptophyta, Magnoliopsida, Fagales, Betulaceae. Gene Ontology annotation, molecular function: ATP binding; transmembrane receptor protein tyrosine kinase activity. Bases 1 to 2499 code for a protein of 832 amino acids.
AUGGAAACGCUUCACUACUCCUGUAAGCUUCAGCUUCAUCUCCAACUCUGUCUUCUCUUACCUCUCCAUUUCUCUUCCCUUCUGCUUCUCUCUUCAGCUUACACUGUUCCUGAUAAGUACUUCAUCAACUGUGGAUCGUCCGACAACAUAACCUCUGCCGAUGGCCGGCGGGUCUUUGUUGGCGACCGAGUUUUCUCUGCUGGAAAAGGCAAAGCUGUCAAAAGCAGCAACUCAUCAACAGACCCUCUGUAUCAAACAGCAAGAGUUUACGAAAAGACAUCUUCAUAUGAGUUCAAAAUCAAUGAGAACGGUACAUACAUAGUACGCCUCCAUUUCUUUGUCUUCUCUUCAUCUCCUGAUCUGUCUGUUGCUCGGUUCAAUGUUUUGGCUUCUGGGUUUUCACUUUUGACCAAUUAUAGCAUCCGAAACGUUACUACUUCUCCAAGGAUUGAGGAAUUCUUGCUCACCAUCUCAGAAGGAAAUUUUAAAAUCUACUUCAAACCUUCUCAAGAGCCAUCUUUGGCUUUCGUAAGCGCCAUAGAAGUCUUUCUUGCCCCUGACAAACUCAUCCCCGAUAGCACCACUCCCAGAACUUCUAUAGGAGAUAACGUUACCUACAGUGGUUUGAUCUCUCAGGUUCUACAUACAAUCCAUAGGAUCAACGUUGGAGGUGACUAUAUCAACGGUGAUGAUUUAUGGAGGAAUUGGGUGCCAGAUGAUAAUCACUUACUCAGAUCGGCGACUACGAGUAAUACGUCCUAUAGUUCAACGCCUGAAUACAAGACCGGAAACCAGUAUUUUGCCCCAGAUGGUGUCUAUCGGACAGCCAAGCAGUUGAAUGCAAAUGAUAGCAGCAAUUCCAAUGUUUCAAAUGCAACUUGGAGUUUUCCCGUCAAUAAUAAUGCUACACACUUUGUUCGGGUACAUUUUUGCGACAUAGUAAGUAUUUAUAGAAGACCUAAGGAGUUGGAUUUUGUGAUGAAUUUUGGGUUCAAUCUCUAUAUCAAUAGGAACUAUACUAUGAUCAAUCCUUAUAGUAUAACUAAACGGUUGGCUGCUCCAUUCUGCUUGGAUUUUGUGGUUGAUUCAGAUGAUUCUGGAUUUAUGAAUUUUAGUAUAGGCCUGCUGGAGGACUCAAGCAUUCGUGACGCAUUUUUGAAUGGGCUGGAGAUUAUGGAGUUUAUGAAGGAAUCAGAUGUUGUCCCUAUUCACAGAAAGACAAAAAAACGUGUUGUUGUUGUAGUUGCUACCGCUUGUGGCGCGGCCUUUGUCUUCGUUUUGGUAGUGCUGUUCUUGUUGGGUUUGAGAUACAAGAAAGCAAAGCAUGUUGAUGGAGUAGGUUCUUUGCCGGUGCUUCAUGGAAAAGGAAAUUCUUACGGUAAAGGAAAAUCGAAUGCCUCCCCUGUUCGUAAUGUUAACCUAAAUUUGAAGAUGCAUCUUCUUGAAAUACAAGCUGCAAGUCAUAACUUUGACACCAAACUCUUAAUAGGUGAGGGUGGGUUUGGAAAAGUUUAUAAGGGAACUCUUCGGGAUGGUACGAAAGUGGCUGUGAAACGAUGUGAUCCGAAACAUGGGCAGGGCCUUCCAGAAUUCGAAACUGAAAUCUUGGUCUUAUCCAAAAUUCGGCAUCGCCAUCUCGUUUCCUUGAAAGGGUAUUGCGAAGAAGGGUCUGAGAUGAUACUGGUGUAUGAAUUUAUAGAAAAGGGCACUCUGAGAGAUCAUCUCUACGAUUUGAAGGAGAAGCCUAAGAGGUCAUCUAAAAGGUCCAAAUUGUCUUGGAAGCAACGGCUUGAAAUUUGCAUUGGUUCAGCGAAGGGCCUUCAUUACCUCCACACUUCUUCAGCUGGGGGAAUCAUUCACCGUGAUGUUAAGUCAACAAAUAUCUUGCUGAAUGAACAGUACGUGGCUAAAGUUGCUGACUUUGGCCUUUCAAGAUCAGGGCCUCUCGAUCCAAACCAUUUCAGUACUGUUGGCAUAAAGGGUAGCUUUGGUUAUAUGGAUCCUGAAUAUUUUAGAACCUUUGAGUUCACAGACAAAUCUGAUGUCUACUCCUUUGGUGUUGUACUUCUUGAGGUGCUUUGUGCCAGACCAGUUAUAAUUGACUCGCCCAAGAGGGAGGAGGUGAACCUGGCCGAAUGGGGGAUGUUUUGGCAAAAGAAAUGGCAACUUGAAAGAAUUAUCGAUCCGUUGUUAGUGGGAGAAAUUAACCCUGAUUCAUUGAGAAAAUAUGGUGAAAUAGCUGAGAAGUGUUUGAAGGAUCAUGGAGUUGACCGGCCUUCCAUGCUUGAUGUGCAGUGGGACUUGGAAUAUGCACUGCAGCUUCAACAAACUGCAUUGCACAGUGAAGACACUACGACAAAUGCUUAUUUGGAAUUGCCUUUGCCUUCUGAUAGCGUCCCACAUUGGGAAGAUGAUCAUGUGCCCAUACCAGCGGAUGAUGGUUCGGAGGCAAGAGAUAGUGAAGUGUUCUCUCAGAUGAGAAUUGAUGGUGCCAGAUAGUCUCAACUCUCAACUGCGAGAUUUGCUGUUAAGAUUUUUUUUUUUUUUGAUACCGAAGAAGAAAAUUACAUUGAACUAGGGCUGAGCAACCUGAAAUAAUACGAAAGUACAUAAAAUCAAUGCUUUCGAAGAUGUGAGCCUAUUUAUUCUUGGCACGGAUGACAAGAACGGGCCACUAAUGAAGGUAGUAAAUGGUGGAUAAGAAAUACAAAGGACCAUGCUGUUAAGAUUGUUAUUUUUACUUUAGUUCCCCUGUAACUGUUAGGAUGUUUCUGUAUGCUUUUAUUUGUCUUUUCACUUUUAAGUUUUGUUUUUGUUCACU